GUGGCCGGUCGCACGGCAGCACUGGGAGGAAUACAAAAGACCGCCCCCAAAAUGGCCGCCGCACGAGGAAGGCACACGAGGAAAACACUCGGCGGGGGAAGGGGCUCGUGCACCCGCCCGCCGAGCCGACACGCUAACUGGAGUGAGGGAGGAGGAGAGAAGCGUGUACACCGCCGCGGUCGCGAGGAAAUCGCGGCCGCGGCACAGCAGGUCGG
Molecule: messenger RNA, 215 nt
Organism: Pelobates cultripes (western spadefoot toad)
Lineage: Eukaryota; Metazoa; Chordata; Amphibia; Anura; Pelobatidae
Source: the annotation of a GenBank genome assembly